AUGGCAGAGCAAGAGACCUAUAUCCUAAUCACCGGCACAAACAGCGGCCUAGGCUUCUCGACAUGCUGCCGAUUAAUAGACGAAUUCCUAGCUUCCCGGCCAGAUAGCCAAUCUCUCACAUUAAUAUUCACUACGCGCAGCGAGAAGAAGAGCAAUGAGACCCUGGUGCAGCUAAAAGGCCACCUGGAGGCGACCACAGCGAAGCUACACAGCCCGGAAGUGGUAGCAAGAGCUAGGUCGCGCAUAAGAUUCACACCCGAACAUGUCGACCUAUGCGAUCUUCUUUCCGUGCGCGCUAUGGCUAGACGGAUUGCGACAUCCAUACCCAAACUCGAUGUUCUGAUACUCAACGCUGGAGUCGCGGGCUUCACAGGCCUCAAUUGGCCAAUGGCGGUAUGGACGAUCCUCACGGACACAGUGCAUGGGCUCACAUGGCCGGCCGCAUAUACGUAUAGCGACACGGGGGUGAUGAACAGGAAACAGACUACACAGCCCGAUGAGCCGCCAAUGGGUAAAAUUUUCUGCGCCAAUGUGUUUGGUCAUUAUAUGUUGGCACACUAUCUAGUUUCGGUGCUGGAGAAGUCAACGCCGUAUCCUGGGCGUGUUAUAUGGACGUCAAGUCUCGAGGCGGCAAAGGACGUAUUCAGCGUCAAUGAUAUGCAGGGCUUGAAGGUUGCACAGUCAUACCAGUCAGGAAAGUACUUGACGGAUAUUCUAGCGCUCACAUAUCCGCUUUCUUCUUCCGCACCUUGGGUAGAUAACUAUCUUGCCCCUUCAUCGUGUGAUGGUAUGGGUGCCAGUACCAAGCCAUCUACUAGCACAAGCAGGCCGAAUAUAUACCUUGCUCAUCCGGGAAUAUGUUCCACCUCUAUCGUUCCCCUUGCUCUACCAUUAGUCUGGAGUAUGAUGUUGGUAUGCUGGGCGGCACGACUGAUUGGUUCACCCUGGCAUGUUAUCACCUCAUACCGUGGCGCCAACACAGCUGUCUGGCUCAGUCUAUCACCUCAAUCAACUCUAGACAACGCAGAGGCAGAAUACAAACGCCUAGGUGGUGGCAAGGCGAAGUGGGGUUCUUCUUGUGACAGGCUAGGGAAAGAGAGUGUCGCUUCUACAGAGGUUGAGGGAUGGGGUUAUGGAGGCGUUGCCGGGCCAGCUGUGUUGGAAGCUGACAAGUCCCGAAGACGGAAGCGUGGUGCCGUGGAUACUACUGUAGAGGCGAAGGAAGAGUUUAUAGGGUUGGGCCGGGAGUGUUGGAGGCAUAUGGAGGAGUUAAGGGAGAAAUGGGAAGUUAUUCUUUCAAGGGAGGAGGCUAAGAGUGGUGGUUCUUGA
Molecule: messenger RNA, 1329 nt
Organism: Arthroderma uncinatum
Lineage: Eukaryota; Fungi; Ascomycota; Eurotiomycetes; Onygenales; Arthrodermataceae
Product: 3-keto-steroid reductase
Exons: 2
Coding region: 1-1329 (442 amino acids)
Biological process (GO): ergosterol biosynthetic process
Cellular component (GO): mitochondrial outer membrane; lipid droplet; endoplasmic reticulum membrane
Molecular function (GO): 3-beta-hydroxysteroid 3-dehydrogenase (NADP+) activity
Source: RefSeq, a predicted model, not a curated record